AUGUCUCGGUCUCCUCCGAGCCCCACAAGAAGAAGUGAAGUGGAAGAAGAUCAACAACAACUAGACUCACCCACAUUGUUGCUCGCCACCACCACACACCAGCAUCCUCCUCCUCAACAACCAAAAACUCCUCCUAUUCCGAUCAAUUCCAAUGCAUCAUCCUCAUUGCCUGUUGCUGGUAGUUUGAAGACUUCUUCAUUGAAACAUCAUUCUCACUCUUCUUCUCCGUCCUCUCAUAACAAGAAGACUGUUACCUUCACUCCGAUAGAGUCCAGUAUACUUGCUAAGAAUUUAAAGGAUCAAGAGGAUAAGAAGACAUCGAAUACAAGCAGCAAUAAUGCCGUAAUGGUGGCCAUUGAGGAUGAUGAGCCUCCGUCCACUAAAUAUUACCAAAUUGGUGAUGAUGAUGAAAACGAAGAUAACAGUAUCAAAUUAAAGGCAAAAACAACUCCAACAACUUCGCCAAUUCCAAACACAUCGCAACCAGGCACUCCACGAAGUACUAAAUCAUCAUCCAAGAAAAAGAAACCUAUCGUAUUCAAUCAUACAGUUUUGACAUGGUUCAGAACACAGAGGCAGUCAUUGAAACAGAGAAGAGCAAAUGCAACACCAGAAGACAUGUUGUCGACAGGCCCUUUAACGAAAUUUUGGAAAUACGGAAAAAUUCCUUGGAAAAUGAUGAUACAAAUUGUAUUGGUGAUGCUCAUUACAGUUGAAGUUGUACUUCUCUCACAACACAGAAACUACUUUUUCAUUUCUUCUGAUGCUUCGUUUGCAAAUCAAUUUCUAAAGGAUGGAUACGAAAAUUAUGAACAAAGUCUCUACGGUUUUUAUACUUCGUAUUUUUAUAAUGCUCAAGAGGUGGUGGAUGACAUUUCAAAAACAGUGUCAACUUAUUACUCUUUUCCACAGAAAAAUGUCGAUAUUUGGGUUUUCCCAAGAGAUACUCGCCAACGAGAUUUAAUCAAACCUGUUCGAAUUGAUAUUAAAUUGUUCAAAGAUAAUCCAAGACUGUUUGGCGCUGGUGAUUAUGGGAGAGAGCCAUUCAUUGUUGAGAGUGAUAUUCUCACAAAACGAGAACCUUUGGGAGUGAUUUUGAAGUCUUAUCUUCAAAAUUCAACUAGAGACUUUUUUGAUCGGUUAUACGAACUAACUCUCACCAUCAACCUUGUUGGGCUUGACCGAAGCAAUUACGCUGUAAAUAAUUAUGCUGAAUGUGUAUUUUGGACUUUGAAAAAGAUUUAUAAAAACGGAGAAGGAGGAAGGUUGAUGUCUCAACUACAUCGUACUUAUGACGUGUGUAGAACUACUGAUCGAGCAUUAUACAUGGAGUUUUUCAAGCCUGCGAUUUGGAUGUCCUUGCUUAUAUUUUUGUUCAGUAUGGUGGCUUUAGUUUUGGAUAUCAAAGCUAUUGUUGCUAGAGUAAUGCUAUUUAAGAAAAUUAGAGAUUUAGAAGUUAAAAAACAAGGUAUAAAAAACGAAUACACCCAAAGCGGCAAUUCCAUAACAAGAUUUUUUCAAAGAAUUGUUUAUUACCGUGUGAACCACCUGUCUCUCUCAGAUAUUCCAAAGAUUUUGUCAUAUUGGGUACUUUUUUCUAUUUCUCAACACUGUGUUAACAUUUUAACGUUUAUUCUCCAACUUUCAAUUCCUGGAAAAACUAUAGAAGUUUCCUUUUUUGUUGGACUUGGUGCCUUGCUGACAUGGUCUUCCACAAUCAGAUUCUUUCAAUUUUCUCCCAAUUUUUAUAUGUUUAGUAAGGCGUUUGAACGAGGUUUACCCCAAGUUAUUAGAUUUAUAAUUACGACUCUUCCUCUUUACUUUGGUUUUGCAUUGCUCGGAACAAUAAUGUUUGGUGAAUAUUCAAAAUAUUUCUUUGAUAUUAAUGAGGCCAUGGUCACCCUAUUUUCCUUAAUUUUCCAGGACAACAUGAGAGACACUUUUGACAGUGUAUUCGGAUAUCAAGGCUUCACAGCAUUCUUUUCCAGAUUUUAUAUUUACAUUUAUACCACUAUAUUUAUCUGUGUGAUUGCCAACGUGUUUACCAGCAUCAUGGAGGAUGCGUUUUUCUCUCUCAAAGAAAAUCAAGAAAAUCUCGAAAAACAAGUCAACAAGAACGCCAAAGAUGAUGAAGCAUCAUCAACCUCGAGUGGCGAAUCUGAUGUUUCCAUUAUUAAUGUUUCCAUUAAUGAUUUGUCUGAAGAUGCAGAAGAUGAUUAUUUGCAGCAGGUCAUUAAAAAGGAAGAACAAAAGGAACAAAAAAUUAUAUGCGUUAAGGAACAAUAUUUUCCACAAGAUGGUUAUACUUCUCUGAAAUACAUUUUAGAUGAGGAAUCCAUCAAAGAUAAUGUGAACCGUAUUGUGACCAUUGUAAAAACUCUCUGUAAGGACAAGAAUUUGUCGGAAGAGGAUCAACAAUUAUUGAAAUCCAUCGAAAGCAAGGCCGUCUCAAUUUAUUCCAAGACUGAGGUCCUUCCAGGCUUGCAUGUGGAUCAAGAAGAAUUGCAAGCACAGCUUUUCAAACUAAGAAAAUCUGAUGCGGAUAAGGAAGAAAAUAGUGACUUAUUCAAAACAAAAGAAGAUUAA
Naegleria fowleri is the source of this 2586-nucleotide messenger RNA. RefSeq lists its product as uncharacterized. The record is from RefSeq and is a predicted model, not a curated record. The coding region runs from base 1 to 2586 and encodes 861 amino acids. Lineage: Eukaryota; Heterolobosea; Eutetramitea; Acrasida; Naegleriidae. Gene Ontology annotation, molecular function: NAADP-sensitive calcium-release channel activity. Gene Ontology annotation, cellular component: membrane. The transcript is spliced from 9 exons.